Molecule: messenger RNA, 1185 nt
Organism: Pseudo-nitzschia multistriata
Lineage: Eukaryota; Bacillariophyta; Bacillariophyceae; Bacillariales; Bacillariaceae
Source: the annotation of a GenBank genome assembly
ACCGAACAACUCAAUCACAAAAAAGAAAACCACCAAGGAUGCCUCAUCAUCCUGACGAGAAAUCGUGACAGGCUCCAUAUUGAAACGACACAAAACGUCAACCAGACGCGAAUCGUAUCGGUUGUUCGAUCCCUUCURCCGUAAAUUACUCCCCUUCCGGAAGCCUCCGAAGCACAAAUACUUCACAAGCAAUAGAACCACCUGACAAUGAAGCUCUUCCUGACCAUUGCCGCUACCGCCCUCCUGUGCCUGCACUCCGUUGCCGCCUUUUCGCCGGCAUCGAGAAACGCUGCCGUUCCGGCCGCGGGCUACUCCACCGCUCUGUCCAUGGGAAAGGAGGACGAGGAUUUGCUCAGAAASGCGCGCUCCUCUCGGCAGGCCGGAAACGACGACACCGUUGUUGAGCUCAUGAGACCGCUCGGAUUGGUUUUGAACCAGGACGAGAAMGGAAAUGUAUACGUCGAGACCGUAGCUCCCAGGGGAAAUGCCGCCCGAAGCGGAAAGGUGCGUCGAGUACUAUUUAGGAACAACAGGGMAUCAAACCCAAUAGAACUCGAGCGAUACAGAUCGYCAGCAGUCCCAAUGUUCCGUACCAAGCCUCACCUAUUUUGCUCUCUCUCGUUUUCGAAUUUACAGAUCAAGGAAGGAGAUAUCGUCACCAUGUGUUCCGCAACAUUCGGAGACGACAUGUGGUCCACCCGGGGAGUCGGACUUACCCGCGUUCUCGCUGCCAUUCGUGUCCGAGCCGGUACCUACGUCAAGCUAGCGGUCGAGACACCCGCCCAGUACAAGACAAAGGCGGCCACGAGCACGAAACAGAGAMAGGCCGCCGCGGACGCAAGGGCAGCCGCCCAGGCGAAGAAGGAYCAACUGCUCGAACAAUUAGAGAGAGACGAGAAGAAACUGACRAAGGGAAAAUUCUUUGGCCUCUUUUAGGUCCUGCCCACACCGGAACGAAUCUCAGAGAAUGUUACGAAKACACUCACGGCAUGGAUUCUUUCGAAAUCAUUCUCAAAUUAUAACAUGCUAUAGAAMCAUCCCAAUUUUGCAUCCAUGGUGUCGUGAGUUUAGACAAGCCAAACUAAGGAUGCAAUUUAUUAACCUCUACAUGAUAGGAAAAGGCAACAGCUGUGUUCCUUCAAUCGUGGCGCUAAUUCGAAAUCGUUGUCUGUAAACAUCUUAGCC